UAAGAUUAGAAACGAGUUUGUUUUGGCAAUAAUUUAGUGGAGUAAAAAUAAGACAUACUGACUGAACUGAAUAGACGACCCAACUCUCAUUCGACUGAAAUGUCUAAACUACAGUUGUUGCGUUUGUUUUUAAAUGAGCGCUUAACGGCGGCUGCUGUGGAGAUUUUCGGGGCAGUUGAGAAAACGGUAGAGGAAUACCAGGAGGAGAACGAUCGGCUACGGAGACUGCUGCGGAAUCGAAUCACACCGGAGAUAAAACUAUGUAGAAUAGACUCCCUGCAGCUCUCUGUCUCUGAAGAGGAGGUUCCCCCUGAGCAGGAGUGGAGCCCCAGUCUGGGACAGGAGGACCCAGAGCCCACACAGAUGAAAGGGAAACAAGAGGAAAUUAGGACCAAUCAGGAGGCAGACCAGCUUCCAGGGCUGGAGGCUGAUGUCAUAGAGUUCAUUUUCACUCCUUCCUGUGUGAAAAGUGAAUGUGAUCUGGAGGACCCACUUUGGUCCUUGACUCUUCCCCAAACCAAGACUGUGGAGAACAGAGAGAGUCACUCUAAACCAGUGGAUCUGAAACCUUUUGGCACUGUGACCCAUAUUAAGGAUCUUCACAUUCCCUGUUUAUCGCCAUAUAAUCAAAGCAAUGCCUCCAGCCACAGUUCAGCCAUAAGCAGGGACCCAGUAGGACUUGACAGCAGCCCACCAUUGCAUCCUAAACCACCAUUGGAUCCAAACACGACAAUGGGGGAACACGGUUCCAAACCCAGCACCACGUCUAGAAAAACUCCCCACUGCCGUGACUGUGGUGAAACGUUUCCUCUGAAAGCUGACCUGCAGAGGCACGUGACUCUUACCAAGAAGAGACUCAGCGAAUGUCACUUCUCCAAUAAACAGUACAACUCCACCUGUAAACCGGAAGCCCAUGUCCAACUCUGUCACAUGGAGAAAUGCUGCACUUGCCCUAUUUGUGGCAUGACCUUCAAACACAAGGGAGAUCUGUCCAGGCACAUGGGUAUUCACACAGGAGAGAAACCAUUUAUCUGUGGUGUCUGUGGAAAAAGCUUCUAUCAGAAGAGACACCUUACAGAUCAUAAACGGACUCACACAGGAGAGAAACCAUUUAGCUGUGGUGACUGUGGGAAAAGCUUCAAUCUGAAGGGGAACCUAAGGAAGCAUAAACUGACUCACACAGGAGAGAAACCAUUUUGCUGUGGUGACUGUGGGAGAAGCUUCAGUCUCAAUAUGAACUUAACCAGGCAUAAACUGACUCACACAGGAGAGAAACCAUUUAGCUGUGGUGACUGCGGGAAAAGCUUUACUCAAAAGACUAACCUGCUGACGCAUGUGAAAAACAUCCACAAAGGAGGAAAGCAGGAUGAAAACUGAAAGAAAGAAAAUGAGGACAAAGAUGUUCUGUCAGAAGAUAGGAAUAACAGGCAGGAUGUGGACAACACUUUUAAGUAGGGCUGGUAUAUAC
This is a messenger RNA of Salvelinus namaycush (lake trout), 1468 nucleotides long. Its product is annotated as zinc finger protein 184-like. Gene Ontology annotation, biological process: regulation of transcription by RNA polymerase II. The transcript has 2 exons. The record is from RefSeq and is a predicted model, not a curated record. Gene Ontology annotation, molecular function: RNA polymerase II cis-regulatory region sequence-specific DNA binding; DNA-binding transcription factor activity, RNA polymerase II-specific. NCBI's taxonomy places the organism in Eukaryota, Metazoa, Chordata, Actinopteri, Salmoniformes, Salmonidae. The coding region runs from base 100 to 1377 and encodes 425 amino acids.